AUGACCCCUCCACUUGACAAUAUACUCGCUAUUAUGGGAAUUGUGAUAAAGGAAUACAUAAAAGAUGGGAGAACUCACAUCAAUCUUUUACUCCCAGCAGUUGAAGUAAUAGUUAUAUCCAGUGUAAAGGUUGUGGAGGAACUGAAACAUUACACCCCAUACAUAGCACCUAUUGAGAAUAUUGUAGAACACGGAGAAAGUAAGGAGUUAUUAGGAAAGCCAACUAUUAACCACGAAUGCUUAAUAAAAUGUGAAAAUAACUGCGGAGAGUUUGAGGAACAACUUACCGAAGCCAAGAAGGAGGGACAAGAACUUACGGAUGAAGGCAAAGAAUAUUAUGAGGAGUUAAAAAAACUAGUCCAUGGAAAAAGUAGCAGUGUCAGUUCUACCCCAAGCAGUAGUGGCGUUCCUCCAAGCAGUCCAUUCCCUGCCACUUCUAGCACUAGUCCAUUAAAAACAGCAGAAACAAAAAAGAAGCAGUUAAAGGCAGAAAUAGCCAACUUGGAAGCCACUAACAACAAAACUCCGACCCAAGAAACUCAAUUAACCAACAAAAAACAGGAAUUAAAAGGGGUUGAGGAAUUAGAAACAGUUAUCAAAUACUUCCUAGAAAAUAGUAUCAAAAAGAUAAAUAUUGAGGGCGAAAAAUUAGUAAUUGAAUAUAGCAACGGGACUAAAAAGACUGUGGCGAUUGACAAUAACCAACUAAAAACUGUUCGGGAUAGGAUGAAAAAAGUUAAUAAAAAAUCCCUCUUGGCUUCGGAAUUAGGACUUGAUUAUGGUGCUAAAAAUAAUCCUUCAUCUAAUAAUUCCUCUAAUCAGACUAAUACUGAUAAAAAGUGGUGA
Messenger RNA from Ambispora gerdemannii, 846 nucleotides. NCBI's taxonomy places the organism in Eukaryota, Fungi, Glomeromycota, Glomeromycetes, Archaeosporales, Ambisporaceae. The record is from the annotation of a GenBank genome assembly.